Messenger RNA from Scylla paramamosain (green mud crab), 13635 nucleotides. RefSeq names its product calpain-15-like (gene sol). Bases 828 to 5213 code for a protein of 1461 amino acids. Gene Ontology annotation, molecular function: calcium-dependent cysteine-type endopeptidase activity. NCBI's taxonomy places the organism in Eukaryota, Metazoa, Arthropoda, Malacostraca, Decapoda, Portunidae. Gene Ontology annotation, cellular component: cytoplasm. Gene Ontology annotation, biological process: proteolysis. The transcript has 14 exons. The record is from RefSeq and is a predicted model, not a curated record.
AUACCCGUAAAUCCACGGCAAAUUCCCCUAAACUCCCUUUCAAUAUUUAUACGUUCUACCUCCUUCCCUUAUUAUUUUCCAUGUUCCCGGCUUAUUUUACUGCUAUUAUCCCUCAAAGUUGUUUCGAAUGGCUGGCUAUUGCUUGUUUAACCUUGUAUUUGUGGUAGGGACUUGUGGGUGAUAUAUGAAACUUGUUAACAUGAGUUGGGAUCGAAACGAGUGAUCCAUUGAAUCUCUAGUCUCGUAUGAAUCAAGUUUAUCUGAUUAUUAUGCGGCGUUUGGCUUGUUUGUUUUGUUUUUCUGUCAUUUUGUUCGUUGUGGUUCGUGGUUUAUACGUUAACUAUGAAAGAGAAGGAUGAAGAGGGGGAGAGAGAGAGAGAGGAAUGUACUGAAGAAAUGUCAUGUCAAGCAUAAUAAGGAAAGAAAACAAAGAAUAGUAGAUUAUUUUAGUACCAAAGACAAUAGUGAACUAACGUGAAGACAGAAAGAUAAAGAUAGAGAGAGGAGGAGAUAAGAAUGUACUGUAGAAACUUUAAAUGCAGAACAUACACAAUAUGGUAAUAAAAAAACAAAGAAUGGUAUAUUAUUUUGCAACACAAGAUGACAGUGAGUGAAGAAGGAGAGAGUGAUGUGCUGUAGAAAUAGUCAGAAAGAAGCACAGUUGUAAUAAAGAACAGUACAUCAUUUGAGUACACAAAAUGAUAGUGAAUGAACUCUUAGUCAAUAUGGAAAGAAGACAAAGGAAAUUUCAUUAUUACUUUACUACACAAGAUAAUAGUGAGCAAACUUAAAAGACAGAAGGGAGAAAAGAGAGGCUGGGCUUUGGAAUGGCCAGAGGGGGAACUGUGCCUAGCCAAGAAGACACACCACACGCCGCCCCAACCGCCACUGCUGCCGCCGCCACCACUGAGGGCACACACCAGCCCUUGCGCGCCCCCAACCACGACAUCGCCAGCGACAACACACCCCCAGACACCACCGCCACCACCCCCGCACGCAGGCUCCUCCGGCACUCCGCAUCUUGUGAGAGUAGAAGUGAGAGGGGGGAGAGUGACUGGAGGAAGAGACAGGGGAUAAGGAAGAGUGAUUCACUAGGUGUGGGCUGUACCAAGUGGCCUUGUCAUGCUUGCAGGUUCCUCAAUCUUGCCUCGACUGACCAGUGUGUGAUCUGUGCACGAUGGAAGACCCGUCAACCCCUGCAGUCGUCCCAGGUCGGGUCCAGCACUCAGCGGUGGUCAUUUGUGGGCCCUGCAGCAGCCACUCAGGUCACCCCCAGCAAGGCCACCUCUAACGCCCGGGACAAGUGGACAUGUCACAAUUGCAAGUUCCUCAACGUGUGCCAUGCCAGCGAGUGCAUCAUCUGUGGCACUCGCGGUGAGAACAGUGGCGGCCCGUGCCUGCCCCUGGUGCCAAGGGAGCUGCUGAGCCCGGCCGGCACAGGCCAGCAUGGCCCCCCCUCGCGGCAGGCCCUGCAGCGGGUGUUUGCGGCGGCGGCGGCCAUGAGCUCCUCGCCCGGCCUGCUGUCUGCUGCCCCGGCCGUCAAGCUCUCCUGGAAGUGCCCGCGCUGCCGCCACUACAACUCAGCCCACAGUGCCACCUGCUCCUCCUGCGUGAAGCUGGUGGGGCACGGCAGCGCAGGGGCCGUGGGGUUGGCCGCCGUGGCCCCAGUAGAGGAGGUGGAGGGUCGUCUCAUGGUGGAAAACAGCCUUUACUUCCUUGGCAACAGUGCCGCCGCCGCUGCCGCCGCAGACGCCGCAUCGGCUGCGGUGUGCCCUGAGGCGGAGUGCAACCGCUCCCCCAAGCGGCAGGUGCCCAGCGGUCCCGCCCUGCGCUGCUCCAAGCUGAGCCGCUCCGAGGCGGCCGCCACCCCACCCCCACCACCUGGCCGCCACCCCAGCCCUGAGCUGGACGCCAACAGCAAUCCCAGUGUUGGUGAGGGGGAGGAGGGAGGGGAGGGAGGGGGGGAGGCCUGGGCCUGCAAGCGCUGCACCCUCAGGAACCCACAGGAGUUUGAGUCAUGUGAGGUGUGCGAUGCCCCACGGCGCCCCAACAUCCCCACCACGCUGCCCCGCCGGCCUCCGGCCAGUCCCACCGACGUGCUCAAUGGCAACUGUGGCCCCGCAGAGCAGCGCGCCCCCAUCAGGAAGUCCUGCAGCGACACGGCCAACCUGAACGUGGCUGAGUCCCUUGCUGAGCUUGUAGCGGGAAGACUCACCUCCCCCACCGAGCCAGCGGCCAUGUCCGGCCCCACCCAGCCCAGCGAGGCCCCAGAGGCCGCAGCCCCCAUGGUGGUGGACCUGACACGCCCCGCGGCCCCGGUGCUGGUGGAUUUGACUCGCCCGGGUGCCCCGCGGGGCAAGGAGAAGGAGGAGGAGGAGGAGGAAAAGGAGGAGGAGUACUCCCUGGCGGAGGCGGACAUGUGGGCGUGUGCGUUCUGUUCCUUUGCCUACAACCCGUCGUGGUCCGAGAGUUGUGACGUGUGCAGCGGCCAGCGGCAGGCCCAGGGCGCCCCAGCCUCCCCUGCUGCAGAGCAGGCCAAGAACAGGGAGGUGCUGAGCCAGGGCCUGCAGGAGGACUUCCAGCUGCUGACCACUGACCUCCGGGAGGCGGGGGCGGACUCCCCAGACCAGGCCUGGACCUGCAUCAAGUGCACACUGGUCAACUCUGGGUCAGAGAAUGCCUGCCGAGCCUGCGGUGGCUCCAAGCUGAAGAGCAUCUGCUAUGUGGAGGAUGCUACACUGAAGCGCGGGGAGUGCUGGAGCUGCGUGGUGUGCACCCUCAAGAACCCCAUCUUUGCCCGCCGCUGCAAGGCCUGCAAGGCACGCGUCGAUGGCACUGGCGGUACCCGUGACAAGCUCAGCGCUGAAGCCAAGGCCCGAGAUGCUGCCCGCCCAAAGUCCGAGCACCUGACUGGCCCGGGCUGGAGUCUGCCGGCCCAGAAGUCCCCCAGCUUGCAGCGCAUCAGCCUGGAGGCCGGUGGGGCCGAGGGGUUACCGCUGCCCAGCCAGGACAAUCAAAAUGGCGGGUCAGAAGCAGCAGCAGCAGCAACAGCAGCAGCUGCAGCAGUGGCGGUGGCCGGGGCAGUGGCCCCUGCCCGGCCCAGCGGCAACGGGGCCAUCCCCAAGACCCGCCCCACCUCCCCACCAGCCACACAGGAGUCAGGGGGUGCCCGGGCUGUGUCCCCGCCAGCCAGCAGCCCCCCACCGCCACGGCUGGCCCUGCCCCGCCCCACCCCAUCCUCCUGGAGCUGUGGGGCAUGCACCUUCAGUAACAGUGCCUCCGCCGUGUCCUGCUCCAUGUGCGGCUCCUCCCCCACCCUUGGGGAUGUGGCAGGGCCAUGGCCAGGGCCUGGGGCCACCCACCGUGGCCAGUCCGAGCUAAUGGAUGUCCUCAGGGAGAUGGAGGUGCAGGAUGCCCUCCACCGCUGGACACGCAUCGUGCAUUACUGCAGACAGAACCAGCACCCCUUCGUGGACGACUCCUUCCCCCCCGUGCCGCGCUCUCUGUUCUUCAACGCCACGGACAAGAACGAGUCUCGCGUGACCCAGUGGCUGCGACCUCAUGAAAUACUUACUGACUCUACAGAGAACAGGAACGUCAAGUGGGCUGUGUUUCGUACGCCACUGCCCUCAGACAUAUCACAGGGAGUGUUGGGUAACUGCUGGCUGCUGAGUGCCCUGGCUGUGCUGGCAGAGCGUGACGACCUGGUCAAGAAGAUCAUGGUGACCCGAGACUUCUGCCCAGAGGGAGUCUAUCAGGUGAGACUGUGCAAGGCCGGGCGGUGGGUGACAGUUAUCGUGGACGACCUGCUUCCCUGCGACCGCCACGGCAGGCUGGUGUAUUCACAGGCCAAGCGGCGCCAGCUGUGGGUGCCACUCAUAGAGAAGGCCGUGGCCAAGGUGCAUGGCUGCUAUGAAGCACUGGUGUCUGGCCGGGCCAUAGAGGGCCUGGCCACACUCACCGGGGCACCCUGUGAAAGCCUCCCACUGCAGGCCGCCUCCUCGCCCCAUGAAGACGACAUAGAUGAGGAUCUGAUCUGGGCACAGCUCCUCAGCUCUCGCGCGGCUGGCUUCCUGAUGGGCGCGUCGUGUGGCGGAGGGAACAUGAAGGUGGUGGAUGAGGAGUACAAAAGUCAGGGGCUGAGGCCGAGACACGCCUACUCUGUGCUGGAUGUGCAGGACAUUGGUGGGCUACGUCUCCUGCGGCUGAGGAACCCCUGGGGCCACUACUCCUGGCGGGGGGACUGGUGCGACGAGUCUCCCUUGUGGACGUCCGAGCUCAAGGAGAAGCUGCUGCCCCAGGGAGGAAGUGAUGGCGUCUUCUGGAUAUCAUUUCAGGAUGUGUUGAAGUACUUUGACUGCAUUGACAUCUGCAAGGUACACAGUCACUGGUCUGAGGUGCGGGUCACCGGCUCGCUGCCCACCCUGGCGGACCGGCGCGCCCUCACACCCACACUCAUUACCGUGCUGGAGCCGACUGAGGUGGAAUUCACACUGUUCCAGGAGGGGCACAGGAACUCGGAAAACUCGCAGCGUUCACCCCUGGACCUGUGUGUGGUGUUGUUCCGCACCACGGCGUCGUCCACCCCCACAGUAGGCGCGUUGGUCAAGCACUCCAAGCGGCAGGUGCGAGGUUUUGUGGGCUGCCAUGCCAUGCUGGAGCCAGGGUCCUACAUCGCUGUGUGUCUCGCCUUUAACCACUGGCACACGGGUCUGGACGUGUCAGAUGGGUACCCUGGCUACGUGCUGGCCAUCCACAGUAGCAAACGGGUGGCAGUGGAGCAGAUCACAGCCCUGCCCUCCUUGCUGGCCGACUCCCUGGUCAAUCUGUGCCUGGCCAAGGGGCAGAGGCAUGAGGGCCGCCAGGGCAUGACCGUCUACUAUCUCACAAAGGGGUGGGCGGGCCUGGUGGUGAUGGUGGAGAACAGACACCCCGACAAGUGUAUCCAGGUGAUGUGUGACUGUCGGGAAAGCUACAAUGUUGUGUCCACUCGUGCACAACUCAAGACUGUCGACUCUGUGCCUCCUCUCCACCGGCAAGUGAUCAUCGUGCUGACUCAACUGGAGAGCAGCGGUGGCUUCAGCAUUGCCCACCGCCUCACCCACCGCCCCUCCCACUCUGCCGGCCUGCACGACUGGGGGCCACCUGGUACCAACCAUGACCCAGCCAUCGACGGCCUCACCCACGGCCUACACUCUCCACGGCCUAUAUAACGUGGCCAAGAGUGGUGGUGACCCAUACCCAGCCUGCCAUGACCUACUCACUCACAACUCAUGGCCUUUGUGGGGUGGUCAUGAGUGGUAGUGACCUGUAUUCAGCCCAUCAUGACCUGCACUUGUCAUGUAAUAGCCUGCAGUGGUCUACUCAUCUGUGACUCAGCACUAAGUCUUGGCCACUCCAGGAUAGAUGUUCAAGUGAAGCCUGCAUGAGCCUGUAUCUGUGGCCUGCAUCCUCUGUUACAGGCCACCAUGACCUAUACGAAGCCUACUUAAGUGCAUAGGCUGGCCAGUGUAAUGCUGUGGUGGUGGUGGUGAUGGUGGUGGUGGUGGAUGCAAGGGAGUGGAAUGCAUUUUCACUCAACUCAUUUUCUUUCACGGUUUCUGGUGGAAGUGAUGGAAAAAGGAAGAAAAUAAGGAAAUAAGUCCUCCUCCUCCUCCUCUUUUUUUCCUCCUCCUCCUCCUUCUCCUCCUCCUCUUUUUUCCUCCUCCUCCUCCUCCUCCUCCUCCUCCUCCUCCCCACAGCCUGGCCACCCUAAUCAAAACAAGCCAAGCCAACAAACAAGACAAUGAAUCAACAACAAUAACAAAAACACUAUUAACCGCAGAAAAGAGAAGACACCAUCACAACCCCCCGCCCCCCCAACACUCGAGUGACUUUCGGCUCCAGUAGUUGUGUUUUGGUGUGUCGGCCACCCACUCACCCACUCACUCACCCACUCACUCACCCACAAACUCACCCACAAACUCACUCACUCACUCCUUGCUACACACGUAUGGCACAGAAGCCCACAGUGGUGUAACAUUUAGUGACAGUGCACGUGUGGUAGCAAGCCCAAGGUGAACUGGUGGUACAUUCACACUGCCUAUCACCUCUGACAGACCCCAACAGACCCUGCAGUAGUGAAUAGCAGGGCCUGUGUUGGGCUGAGAGCAAGGCAGUGGCUGUGAGGGACCAUUGGGGGUGCUACAAAUUACACAAAGCAAGAGAGAGAUAUGUGUACUAGAAUGGAAGGACUGUCAGAUAUUAUUUUAACACGGUGCCCUCUCAGUCGCCUUCACUGCUAGCCGAGUGUUAGUGUGAGGCGAAUAGAACUGUGAUACCGAGCUGUGUCUGGCCUGCCCCUCUACCCUCACCUCUCAUCCUCCCCUCCCCCCCCACACACAGGUGAUGUACAGGUGAUGUGCUCGUAAAGGUGAAAAACAAAGGUGAAAUUUCUAUCUCUACUGCCACUUUAUCAAACAAAUGUCCACCUCAGGAGAAAGAUUUAGAGAGAGAGAGAUUUUAAAGAGAGAAAGUCAGUCUUUGCUGCAAUGAAUAUUUUUUGUUAUUCUUUUUGUUUUUUCUUGUUUUUCUCUCACUCACUCUGUACUGUACAAUCGUAAUGUUAAUUGCAAUGCUCAUUAUUGAUUUUUUUAUCAUAUAUUUUCUAUUACAUAUGUAGCUGUUAAGUAUUUUUGGUAUUAUUUAUAUUAGGUCUUUAUAUUGACAUUGUGUGUGUUAUCUGUGGAGUCUGCAAGUUGUAGGGUGAGGAGUGGCAGUGCUGUGACCUGACCUGACUUGAAUGUGACCUAACAACCUGACCUCAUACACUUUCUUGCUCAGUCUGUACCACAAUACAAGACAUAAAGUAACAAAGAAUGACAGUGCUGUGACCUGACCUAACGUAACCUGACCAGACCUCCUCACACACUAUUUAAGACUGUCUCAUGCUCAGUCUGUGCCACAAUACAAGACUUAAAGCAACACAGAUCACUCUUACACAAACACACAGUCACUUUUGUUUGACUGAUGCAACACAGGCCCAUCUCUUGCAACACAACUGAUCACUGACUGACUGAAUGACUGAAUGACUGACUGACUGAUUGACUGAUUGAAUGAUUGGUUGGUUAUAUCUCUCAAUCGUAGCCUUGAGAAAAUUAGUGGUGAUUGUUUGAAUAUUUGAAAUUUGACGAUUCUUGUUAAAACUGAAAUCUAAAAAUGAUAAUUAUUAGUUCAUUAGGUUGAUUGAUUGAUUGGUUGGUUAUUUAAUGCAUGUGGUUAUUAUUAUUAUCUUGGGAAACUUAAUGGUGGUUAUUACAAUAUCUGAAAUCAUGUGUUGGUUCUUAAAAUUGAAAUCUGGUAAUGACAGUUAAGCCUUGAGAACUUUGAUGAUGCUUCACUGAAAUUAAAAUCUAAGACGAACAAUGAUUAAAAUAUGCCUCGGAAAAUAUUAUGCUUUUUUACAAACUGAAAUAAGACAACAGUGAUUAAAAUAAGCCUAAGAAAAUUUAAGGAUACAUAUUAAAAAUGGAAUCCAAUAUGAACUGUGAUUGGUAAUGACAGAGUGACACUACAGAAACCUUAAUGACUUUACAACCUCACAUGACACAGCACAUGUACUAAAUUUGGAAAGCCACACCACUUAGAGAGAAGAAUAUUAAACCUCUGUAAAUCUCAGUGACUCAUACAACAAAGAAACUUCCUAAUCUGGUCUUGUUAACGCUGUGUGUGUGUGUGUGUGUGUGUGUGUGUGUGUGUGUGUGUGUGUGUGUGUGUGUGUGUGUGUGUGUGUGUGCCUGUGUGAAGUGAUUUCAGGCUUGUUAGUUGUACCAUUUGUAAUUAAGAGCUGUACAAUUUCAAGACAAGACUAAUGUUGACACAAAACCAAGCAAAUCGAGACAAUAACUUCCAUUACAAAAUAAAAUUAACAGAAACAAAUGGGGGAAAAAAAAAAGUAGAUAACUAUUUGCCAUAAAAAAAUAAAAGACAAUAACAGCAAAACAAGUAAAGAAAAUAGUUUAGAUAACUAUUAAUGAACAGCACAACAAGUAUGAGCAAACCUAGACAAUGAUUUACGGCCAAAAAAAAGACAAUAACAGCGGAACAAGUAGGAACAAAAGUAGAUACAAAUUCCCAUUAAAAAAAAAAGACACAUUAAAGAAAACAAAAAGGCAAACUAACACAAUAAUAAAUGAGACACUUCAGAUGACAAAAGACAGCAAGAAUCAAGUAGCAAAGGGACAAACAGACAAUAGAGAAACCAAACUUAACUUUACCAAACCAACACUUAACCAGGGAAACGUACUCAGUUCUCACCGACAACCAAAACAUGACAGGGAUAACUACACCAACAAAUAAACAAAUAGACAAAAGUUUCUACUACCAAUACAUCCUCUUAGUAAACUUGCAGUACUAAUUUAGAAUACUUUACCAGUAUAUAUACACCAUAGUAAUCCCCAUACAGUAUACUCAAAAUACUACUACUACUACUACUACUACUACUACUACUACAACUACAGCAGUAUAUAUUUAGUUAUUUAUUUUGUAUCUCAUAUUUACUGGAAGCAUAGAACCAUUCAUAACUUCUAAAUCUGCCUCAUAAUUCUAUAACCCUAACUAGUGUGAGUUUAGGGUGAAGUUAGAGUGAGGUUAGACUGACACUGGGGCUUAGGGGGGGCAAGGAACCUAAGACAAUAAACUGUGGAGGUUAGUUUUUUGCCAAGCCUCUCACACUACAAUAACAAAACACACUGCCGAUUAUACUAGUCACCCUAAGAUACGUGUCCCUCCCCCGUGUGACCCCAGCAGAGUGCGAGCAAGGGUGCACCGCCUGCCUGGGUGUGUAGUGACCCUGCGUACUUUCUCCCGAGGGUCAAGCGCGUCUUAAUUUGUAUACCGUUCUGAUUUUUAGAGACUGAAUGUCGAAAGGACCUUAUGCACUGAGCUGUGAGUGGCCGCUGCUGUGCUGUGUCCAUGACAUUGCUGUAUAAAGAUUUCUUACUUAAAUAGUUGGUGUAGAUACAGACAUACACCCACUGGGGGACACAUAAGGGUAGAAUGCUGUAAAAUCUUGUAAAAUAAGUGGAAAAUGAAUAUGAAAUUGAGACAAGUUGGCAACAAUGUGUCUUGUAUAAAGAUUUAUUUACACACAUAGUUGGCGUAGAUACAUACGUACAUACAUCCACUGGGGACUCCAAUAAGGAUAGAAUUGAGUGAAAUAAAAAGGCAGGAAAUGAAUACAAGAUCAUGUCGGCUUUGCUGCAAUGCUGUGUGAAGGUUUUUUGCAUGCAUUGGUGGUGCAGACACGGACACACAGACGCACAGACACUGGGGACUUAAUUAACAGUGGAAUAUUGUAAAAUCAUGUAAAAUAAGCAGAAAAAUUAAUGUGGAAUCAUUGUGAGUUAGCAGCAAUGUGUCUGGUUCUUGCAUACAUAACAUACCUCCAUAGUUUUGAGAAUACCACAAAAAAUAAAUAGAUUUUUUUUUAUAAUACCCCCCCAAAAAGACUGAUUUUCUUAUAAUACCCCCAAGAAAGACUGAUUUCCUUAUAAUACCCUCCAAAAAAAAGACUGAUUUCCUUAUAAUACUCUCCAAAAAAGACAGAUUUUCCCUUAAUAUCUCCACACCCCCCAAAAAAAGAUUGAUUUUCUUAUAAUACCCCCCCCCAAAAAAAGACUGAUUUACUUAUAAUAUCCCCAAAAAAGGCAGAUUUUCUUACAAUACCCAAAAAGGACCCCAAUUUUCUUAUAAUACCCAAAAAGAAACAGAUUUUUUACUAACAACCCGCCCCCUCCCAAAAAGAAAAUAAAUAAAUAAAUAAAUAAAAAUUAUGCUAAGUCCCCCAAACUGCUGCUCACUCAAAUGACACACACAUGGACAGAAACAGGCCAGAUGAAGGGAAAAAAAAAAAAGGUCCCAUACUCAAUUUAACAGCCAUAUAAGACUCCCAGUGGCUGUGUAGAGGGAAGAGCGAAGGAAAUUAUGCGAAGAGCGAAGGAAAAAAAAAAAUGAACUAAUCCCUUCACUGCAACAAGCAACCAUUAACAGCACAAAAGAUACAAUACAUAACCUCUUUGUAAACAUCUACAUGAAAGAAAGGGAAUUACGGGGAUCAAUUUUGCAGUUUAUAACCAGUUUAAUGUUUGAAGGUGGCUGAAGACAAAAAGGAACCGUCUUAGUGUGAGAAAGGUGUGAUAGCAGUGACAGGUUGAUAAUGCACCCACACAGACAGACAGACAGACAGAUGGCCAGCACUUGUGUCUUGUGUUCCUCCACGUGUGUCACAGUCUUGGUCGGUGAGGGUGGUGGGGCUGGCUUACGAAGGCUUGAUAAUUGAUUGUUUUGACUCUUUCUACCUAGCGAGGCUGUUGCGCUCAGCUUGGCGGUGGCCUCACACACACACACACACACACACAUUUUAUAUUGUUAAGGAGACAAAAAGAGGCUAGAUAUUUUAAAGCAUAUUACAUUUUAUUUUCCUUACAUACAUACACACACACACACACACACACUUGAAAAAUCACCUUAAUAUACACAUUCAUAAAAAUACCCAUUAUACACACACACACGCACACACACACACAUGUACAUAGUGUGAAUACAGAAGCUAUACAUACAUACUCUAUACAUACUCUAGACUAGUUAAAAUAUGUUAGGGAUGUAUGUAUGUAUGUAUGUAUGUAUGUGUGAUUGUUGGAUGGCACAGAAGGUCUUUCAUGUGCAGUGUGGUGUCGGCGCGGCACAGCGACAGACGAGGCACUGUGGCACUCUGCUGUCGUGUGUGUGCCAGUGUUGUGAUGUGCCAAUACAAGUACAUGUGCGUCGCUUGCAAAUGUUUUCACUUUUCAUAAACUUUUUUUUUUUUUUUACUCAAAUUUGUAGUCUCUCUCUCUCUCUCUCUCUCUCUCUCUCUCUCUCUCUCUCUCUCUCUCUCUCUCUCUCUCUCUCUCUCUCUCUCUCUCUCUCUCUCUUAGUUGGUUUCUUUGUGAUGUCCGCUUCCUCUUAUCUCUUCCUUUCUUGACUUCUUCUUUCUUAAUUUCUUUCUUGACUCCUUUCUUCUUAACUUCCCUCUGUAACUCCUUCCUUUCUCGACUCAUGUCUUUCUUAACUUCUUCCUUUCUUAACUUCCUCCUUCUUAACUAAGCCAAAACAGUGAUUUAUCUUACAUUAUUUUGUGUUUCAACCUCAUUUGUAUAUAAGAGAGGAAGCGAAGUGUCUUGUUUUAUAUGAUACACUUAAGUAGGGGACAGGAAGAGUUAGUAGGGGCCUCAGUCACCACACACUAAGCCAAAAAUAUGCUUAUCUCUUACUAUUUUGUAUUUUGACUUCAUUUAUACGUAAGAAAAGAAGCGAAGUGUCUUGUCUUAAAUUAUACAGUUAAAACAGGGCAGAGAGAGCUGGGAGGGGCGUCAGUCAACACACAUUAAGCCAAAAUACUUGUCUAUCUCAUUAUUUUAUUCAUCUCCUCUCUAGUCUCCACGUGGAAGGAACCUACCAAACUGAGGGGCAAAGAUAGAACAAAUCACAGCACACACGCCACUUAGUAAUCUAGAUGUCAGUUUGUUGAUUUCUCAGGUUUUUGCAUUGUAUCGCUGUGAAGUUACGAAUUAUAAUGGGUAUCGAGUGAGUAGAGAUGUUUGUAUUGAGAGAUUAUGGUAAUAGUGAGGAAAGGUGUGACUGAGUAUGGGGAUUAAUAAAAAUGUUUGAUUAUAAAGGACGUGAUAAUAUUGAGAUUCAGACAAAGUGAGAUUAAAUUUGAAAUGACUAAAAAUACUUGAUUAUAUGUACGUAGAGGAGGUGUGAUGAUAUAUGGAAGUACAAACAAGAUAAGGGUGAAUACAGAAUGACUGGGAAAACUUGACUAUGUAGAGGAAAUGUGAUAAUAUUAAAAUUACCACGUAACUGAAUAUGGAGUGACUAAAAGUGGUUGACUAAGAUGAGAUUAAAUAUGGAAUGGCUGGAUAAGAUUGAUUGUGUGCCGAGAAAUUGUGCUAAUAUUAAAAUUCCUGCAUGAUUUUGAACGUGAAUAACUAAAAUAUGUUUGAUUGAGUGUAGAGGACAAGUGAUAGUAUUGAAACUCGAAAUAAAAUGAUAUUAAAUAUGGAAACUGUGUGCUAAUAUCAUCAUGAAGUUCUGUUAAGCUUUUUCCCUCAGCAAGUUAAGAAAUUAGAUACCUGGAAAAUAUUUUUCGUUUCAUAUCCUCAGUUUCCCUUAAGUUUAUUUCAACACAUGACUGGAGACUGAGAGAAAAUGUACUAUAUUAAUAAACUCUUCCUCUGUCAGUGAGUUAAAGUAAGGAACCAAAAAUAUUUAUAAUGUGAUAUAAGUUCAGUUUCCCUUAGUUUUAUUUCAACACGUGACUGGAGAUGCAGAGAAAAUGUACUAAUAUUAUAAAAAAAAAAACUUUUCCUCUAUCAAUGAAGUAAAAAUAGGAUACCAAAAAUAUAUAUUAUGUGUUAUAAGCUCAAUUCUUAUCAGGCCUUACGAGUUUAUAUUAUCAUUAUCAUCAUCACUAUUAUUAUUACUUUUUUUUCGCAUGACGAGAUGUUUAAGUCAGCAUGAGUAUAUUGCUAGUGUUGUUUGGAAAAUUAGUUAUAGUGUUUUGUAUUCCUCCCUUGGACCAAGAGUGAGCAUAAGUAGAGGAGGAAAUUAUUUGUGUUGGUUAACGUAAUGUUUGAUGGUUCCAUUCUGUAUGCAUUUGAUUUAUUAUUAUUUUUUUUUUUUCGAAACUGAAACUGGAGAUGCUGAAAUGAGGAGAAGAUUUGUAUUACUUGUAUUAUGUAAGGAUCAGUUUAUGAAUUACUUUUUCUUCUUCUUUUUUUUUUCUUCUUUAGUGUCCUUUCACUCUCUCACUCAUUCGCACCCUCAAUAUACCAGACCAGAUCUCCUCUCACUCAUACACUUCCACUAACACGCUCACUCACUCACUCACUCACUCAUUCAACAUCUGAUAAUUUCCUCUGGUCAUUAAUAAUUCUUGUGGGCAUUUAUUUCCAAUACCAUAUUUAUGUAUAUUUGUGUAUUUUUGUGUGUUCAGGAUUACACACACACACACACACACACACACACACACACACACACACACACACACACGUUGGUACAGGAAAUUCAAUACCUGUGCAAUGAUAAAUGUCAGGAAAAGAGCAUUUUUAUUUGAAUACGAGUUGUAGUUGUACCAUUUAUAACUUUUUUGUAAUAUAUAUUGCAUUGUUUAAUCAUAUUCUUGCCAUAUUAUGUGUUUUUUUUUAUCAUUAUGAUCUUUCGUGCCAAAUAUAUUAAUUAACUCACUGUUCAUUUGUUUGUUUGUUUGUUGUGUUCUUUUGUGUCAGUUAUUAUUAUUAUUAUUGCUAUUAUUGCUAUUGUUGUUGUUCUUGUUGUUAUUCUUGCUGUUGUUGUUGUUGUCGUUGCUCAAAUACUCGUUAAAAAAAGUUUGUGGUCUGAGGAGUGACAGGAAAGUGUUACCAAAGAAAGGAGAAAGAUGAAAAAAAAAAAAAAGCUGAUGUUUGGUGACAGAAAGAAGAUUUUGAAGAAGGAAGAGAAAAUAAAAAAAAUGAAGUGAGGAAAUGAAAAUAAAAAAAAUGCUAAGCAAAGAAAGAAAGAGAAGAAAGAACAAAGAAAAAUGGGAAGAAAAGAUUGUGAGAAGAAAAUUUCGAA